AUCCCUUCUUCUGUUGACAGCAGAGGGACCAUGUGACCUGCGGUUGAGUACACCAGGAAUCAUCACUUCAGCAUAUAAAAGGAUGCGUAUUCCGCCACCAAAAUCUCGAUAGGAACAAGCACCAAACCCGAUAGAUCAAGCAUCUGAGUAACAACCUCUCAAAUAUCAGUCAUGCAUCUCUCCUACCUUUCUCUUUUCACUUUGGCUGCCUCCCUGGCAGCAGCCAUAGCUCCUCCUGCUGCAUCUCCUACCCCAACCACGCUCGUUGCAGUCUCCAAAGUCAACAGCGCGGCAGCAGCCGCAGCCCCCAGCCCUACCCAGCCAGGCAUCGCCUCAAACUGCAACGCGUACCAUCUGGUAGCGAGUGGUGAGACCUGCGCCAGUAUCGCGACGACAGCCGGCAUCUCCCUGACUGACUUCUAUUCGUGGAACACCGGCGUCGGCAGCGGGUGUACCGCCCUGUGGCUGGGGUACUAUGUCUGCGUUGGGGUGGGAUCAACGGCGACAACCACCACCACAAGUACCACCACGACCGCUGCGGUGUCGACUCCCACCCCCAUUCAGACGGGCAUGGUGAACAACUGCAAUACCUUUUACCUGGUCGCGUCGGGCGAUACGUGUACCACUGUUGCAACAAAGGAGGGGAUCACUGUGCCGAACAUUGUGACCUGGAAUCCGGCCGUGGGGACGGGAUGCACGAAUAUGUGGUAUGGAUACUAUAUCUGUGUGGGAGUCUCGGGAUGAGCUGAGCACGAGGAGAUGUGCUGGUGGCUGUGAAAUGGGAAUUGUGGAUGAGGGGUGUCAUGCUUCUACUAUAAUGGGCUGUUGCAUGAUGGGUAUGUCUUUCGAUGUUGCACAAGGAAUUUGUUGAUGUCAUUGUUCCAUGACCGAGUCCGGCCG
Molecule: messenger RNA, 900 nt
Organism: Aspergillus uvarum CBS 121591
Lineage: Eukaryota; Fungi; Ascomycota; Eurotiomycetes; Eurotiales; Aspergillaceae
Product: LysM peptidoglycan-binding domain-containing protein
Exons: 1
Coding region: 172-744 (190 amino acids)
Source: RefSeq, a predicted model, not a curated record